This is a messenger RNA of Bombina bombina (fire-bellied toad), 5172 nucleotides long. RefSeq names its product karyopherin subunit alpha 1 (gene KPNA1). Gene Ontology annotation, biological process: postsynapse to nucleus signaling pathway; NLS-bearing protein import into nucleus. Gene Ontology annotation, molecular function: protein binding; nuclear import signal receptor activity. The transcript is spliced from 16 exons. The coding region runs from base 351 to 2036 and encodes 561 amino acids. The record is from RefSeq and is a predicted model, not a curated record. Lineage: Eukaryota; Metazoa; Chordata; Amphibia; Anura; Bombinatoridae. Gene Ontology annotation, cellular component: cytoplasm; nucleoplasm; nucleus.
UUCCGCAUGCGCAGUCACUUCACUCGCACACGCAGGACAAAUACCGGCUGCGGUAGCUCAGGCCUGACACCGAGGACAGCUCCGAAGAAAGUGCUGGGAUUACAACGGAGGCAGCGCGACACUGCGACCUCUGUGACAUUCAGUAGUGUGGGACGUGUGAGGUCCGGAGACAGGGUGCCAGUAACUACUGAAGAGCCAGACAAUGGAGUCUGUGUAUCGAUAAUGUGUCCAAGAAAUGAGGAGCCAGAAGUGAAAUCUAGGAGCCAUAGCGCAUUGGUUCCCAGCAUUGUUCAAGCCCUGCUCCGUUAGUGUUUACAAAAAGGGAAUUUCAUGAUCAUUCGACUGUAAUCAUGACCAGCUCAGGAAAAGAAACCUCUCGGCUUAAAUGCUAUAAGAACAAGUCUCUAAAUCCUGACGAAAUGCGAAGGAGGCGGGAGGAGGAAGGCCUACAGCUACGCAAGCAGAAACGAGAAGAACAGCUCUUCAAGCGCCGGAAUGUCGCCACUGCGGAGGAAGGCACAGAAGAGGAAGUCAUGUCAGAUGGAGGCUUCCACGAGGCUCAGCUAAACAACAUGGAGAUGGCAGCGAGCGGAGUAAUCAGCACUGACAUGAUAGAGAUGAUUUUCUCUAACAACCCAGAGCAGCAGCUUGCCGCUACACAGAAGUUCAGAAAAUUACUUUCAAAAGAGCCUAAUCCUCCCAUUGAUGAAGUAAUUGGAACUCAUGGGGUGGUGGCCAGAUUUGUAGAGUUUCUGAAGAGGAAAGAAAAUUGCACACUACAGUUUGAAGCAGCGUGGGUGCUAACAAACAUUGCGUCUGGAAACUCGAUUCAAACCCGUAUUGUGAUCUCGGCAGGAGCUGUUCCUAUCUUCAUAGAGUUAUUGAGCUCAGAGUUUGAGGAUGUGCAGGAGCAGGCAGUAUGGGCACUGGGUAACAUCGCAGGAGACAGCACCGUAUGCAGGGACUAUGUACUAGACUGUAACAUCCUGCCUCCUCUAUUACAGCUACUCUCUAAACAGAACAGACUCACAAUGACCCGAAAUGCCGUCUGGGCUUUGUCAAACCUGUGUCGAGGCAAAAACCCCCCUCCUGAAUUUGCCAAGGUUUCACCUUGUCUGAAUGUCCUGUCCUGGCUACUGUUUGUCAAUGACACAGAUGUACUCGCUGAUGCCUGCUGGGCUCUCUCCUACCUGUCCGAUGGCCCCAAUGAUAAAAUCCAGGCAGUUAUCGAUGCAGGAGUGUGCAGGAGACUGGUGGAGCUCUUGAUGCACAGCGAUUACAAAGUGGUGUCACCUGCCCUACGAGCUGUGGGAAACAUUGUCACAGGAGAUGACAUUCAGACACAGGUAAUUCUGAACUGUUCUGCACUUCAGAGUUUAUUGCACUUACUAAGCAGCCCUAAAGAAUCCAUCAAAAAGGAGGCUUGUUGGACGAUAUCAAACAUCACAGCAGGAAAUCGGGUGCAGAUACAGGCAACCAGCGGUGUCUCAUUGGUUGUAUCAACCCGGUUAAACAAAAUGAAGCGCAAGAAGGCUCUGCAGACAGUGAUAGACGCAGACAUCUUCCCAGCUCUUAUAAAUAUUUUGCAGACGGCGGAGUUCAGAACAAGGAAGGAGGCGGCUUGGGCUAUCACAAAUGCAACAUCUGGAGGCUCUGCUGAACAAAUUAAGUACCUGGUUGAUUUGGGUUGUAUUAAACCCCUGUGUGACCUUUUGACUGUCAUGGACUCGAAGAUAGUGCAAGUGGCAUUAAAUGGAUUGGAAAAUAUUCUGAGGUUAGGCGAGCAAGAAGCAAAACGCAAUGGAUCUGGCAUAAACCCCUACUGUGCUCUCAUUGAAGAAGCAUAUGGAUUAGACAAGAUUGAGUUUCUGCAGAGUCACGAGAACCAGGAGAUCUACCAAAAGGCUUUUGACCUCAUUGAGCACUAUUUUGGCACUGAGGAUGAGGACAGCGGUAUCGCCCCGCAAGUGGACCUCAAUCAACAGCAGUACAUAUUCCAGCAAAGAGAGGCUCCCAUGGAAGGAUUCCAGCUUUAACCUCAUCCACUGGAGCUCCGUAUGCCGCAGAGCAAAACCUCCAUGUUUUCCUUCCAAUUCCUUGCUCACCUGUUUGCCGUGUGCGCUAUGUUUUCGUCUUACUUUUCUCUUUCUUGCGUUCCUCGUCUCACCUUCUUGUUUACGUUAAGCCUAUUUUCUCUCUUUUUUUUUCAUUUGCUUUUUAGUUACUGAUUUUAUAUCUUUUAUCUAAUCUUCCCUUACUUUUAUUCUAUACACUUUAGUUUUCCUUUUUUUUCUGUUUCCUUUUCUUCCUCUCUUCCCAUCCUUUUUUUUCUUUCUUUUUUUUAUUCUCCUGACAUGGCACACCCAGCCAUUGGUUGUCAGUAUAGUGGGACUGCAUGUCCUUGUCAUAACUAGAAGAAGAAGCUUUGUCCGUGAGCCUCUCUCUGCACCACUACAAUAUGGUGACACCCAUCCUGAUGUGCUUUACAUAUCUCCAUUUCACUUCUGAUUCAUUUACGUAAUUAAAAGAAGGAAUUUCAUUAACGUGGGCAGAACACCAUAAGCGAAAACUGAGACGAAUAAAUCAACACAGACUAACUGCACUUAAGACGAUACUGACCGACAAUAUCACGGCCCAGGGCCUCAACCAUUUCAAGGAGACUGUCUGCACUCUCAGAAGUCUUUUUUGCACAUGGUGUAAAUGCAAGACUCUCCCACCUUCCUGAAAUACUGAGCGGGAGAGAAAUCUGUUCAUAUCUUGCUGGAUGUGCAAGCCUGGGCAGCUGGCACUAAUAUUCAAUGAAGAUUGGAGAAACAUAAAAAAGACGUAUGAUAUUAAUAAGCUAACUAUUCUUCUGUACCUAAAGCCUUUAGUGGAUUUAGAGGAGGAGAAGAAAAAAAAACUUUCUGACAAUUCAGUUUUGACCAUCUCAGUCUGUGGAAGAUUCAGUCGACACGAUGGUCUGCAGGCUGCCUUGAUAUUUUUUUUAAUUCAUUAUUUUGUGUCUCUCUGCUCUUGGACCCCAUGAGACUGUGGACUUCCGCUGUUCAUUUGGUAUCCUCUCCCCAGAGACACAUGACAGACUGGUGAGGACUUUUCUAGUGACUUUAAAUUAAAUAAAAAAAUAAAAGACACAAAAAAAACUACUUCCCCUAUUCCACCAACCUUAUCCCUUAAAAUAAUGUGAUUAGACUUUUUUUUAUCUGCACGUGGUCCUGAUUUUGGUCCAUGCAGGCAAAGUCUUUACCUUGCCUCCAACACCUUUUUUCUGGUUUACAACAAAACCAAUGCUGGUUAGAUUAUAUAUUUUUAUUUUCAUUAAUACAGCAUUUUUUUGCUGAGUAAAUUAUUGCAUUAUUUUUUAAUGUAGGUAUUCUGUUAAUUCCCAUGCUUGAUUUAAAGGGCAGUGGGGUGUCCAUGUAAACUUAACAUUUUCUUUUAAUUUGUAUCCCACAUGGAUGUCCCAGAGGGGGGGGGGUACAUACCCUGCUUCUGGAGUUGCCACAAAAUGUGCUCAUUUUACCUUGUUUUUCUUAAUUGUUAUCUACUGUCAAAUAGAUGUCAGUUGCCUCAAUAAGAAAAAGCCUAACAUCUAUGUGAUGCAAUGCCAUGACAUUAAAGCACAACGAAUAGAAAUUCUAUUCGGCCUUUUUAACCAUUUGUAACAUCUGCUUGUAAUAACAAAUAAUGCCAUUGAUAAAAUAUGUUGGUUGCUCAGCAGUGACAUCAUUCCUCACUGGAUUUCCAUGAUGAAUUCUCUGUUACUAACACUUUGGUAUUGCAAUGCUUGAGUAUAAUGGACAUUAGCUUCAUUUGCAUUAUCAGGCUGCAUUCUAGGCAUGGUGGUGUGUUCCUUUUAAUAUAUGCUUAUAGUUAUGUGCAUCUGACUCACCAGAGGAGGCCAGAAUAGUACAACGCUCUCUAGUCGUCAUGAGUGCCAAAAGGAUUUGGUCAUUGUGAUGCUUACUGAGCAAUACUACGGUACCCUAAAGUUGACAUGGCCUGAAAGUGCCUUUCAUUUUAAUUUUUAACAAAUUUUUGCAUAAUUUUAAGGCCUCUUUUCAGAUUUAGCGGCUCAUCAUUUCUGGUAAACUGUAUUGAUGAGCUGCAUCAAGAAAUGAAAAGCUGGUUCUCUGUAGUUUUGUGACACCACAUGGUACAAUCAAUUUGUAAACUCCUAGUAAUACUUGCAGGUCUUGUACUGAAUAGCAAAACAAUGGAACUUAUGGUGUUACUAAUUUACUGUCUAGCGUUCAGUACUGCCAUAUGCCUAUAUAUAACACUGCAGAGGCCAGUGCAAUAAUUGAAAGGUGCCUCUAGAUAUGUCAUUUAUUUUCUUAUUCAUUACAAAUCAUUCCAUGCCUUUGAACAUGUUGUAAUGUUUGUAGCAUUUGUGUUAUCAAAUGAUUUGUUAACCUUUAAACCUGAAUGGGAACUACAUCUGACCACCAUGUCACUCGAAACCAAUACAUUCUGAGCAUACCAGAUUGCUUUUUCAUUAACCAUAACUGUUUUAAAACUCAUCAUUUUAAUGUCAUAGCAAUAAGUCACUGUACACAUCAUAAACCCUUUACCCGACACCAAAUCAUUCUAUACCAGAUAAGUGUAAAUGCCUAAUAAUUUACAUAAUGUAUUUCUAGUUUGCAGUGAUAUAGAUCAUGUGAACUUCACUGGUAUUUGCAAAAGCCUGCCAAGGAAACAUCACUGUUUAUUAUUUUUAUUUGUGCCACAGGCUUUGUGUUUUCAUAACAAAAAUAAUGUGCAACCUCCCAACUCUUAUACCUGCUGUACUUGAGUAAUGGACUGUAUUAGAAGCCAAACUUACAAGGCCAAGCACGACACCGCGGGCAGAGAAUUAUCCAGACUACAACUUCUCCAAAGCCCUUAACUGCACUACGGGACUACAAAUGGAAAUUAACAUGAGCAAUCCUUUUACUUGACUGCACUUUUAAGCUCUCUUGGACUGCACCCACAAUCUUUUGUGGGUUUUUUAUUUUGGGACAGAUGUUCAGUUGGACAUAAAAACCUUCCAAAGUUACACGGCUAAACCAGUAAUCUGUGGUACAUACCUCUCUCGCGAAUGCAUAAAAAAAGAUGCUGAAAUCUUGUCAUCACUGUAUUUUGAAGAAAAAAAAAAACAGGCUGCUUUCUUCAGCAGUACUAAAAUAGGUA